Populus nigra (black poplar) is the source of this 716-nucleotide messenger RNA. Its product is annotated as protein CYSTEINE-RICH TRANSMEMBRANE MODULE 13-like. Bases 250 to 480 code for a protein of 76 amino acids. The transcript has 3 exons. The record is from RefSeq and is a predicted model, not a curated record. NCBI's taxonomy places the organism in Eukaryota, Viridiplantae, Streptophyta, Magnoliopsida, Malpighiales, Salicaceae. Gene Ontology annotation, cellular component: plasma membrane.
UCCCUUGGUGGAUGACGUCUUUUCUCUUUUCUUUUCUUCCCUUCCCUUCUCUUCUUUCUAUAAAGCAAAGCAACCGCAUUUGCCUCUCCAGAAAGAAAGAAAUUUCCUCUAAGCUUCCCACUGUCAAAACCUCCUUCACAGACCUUUGUUUUAUAGUACCCUUCCUUCCCUUGCACCAAACCAACUUCUUUGUCAAAGAAAAAGAGAAGAACCCAAGAAGAAAAAAGAAAGCUUUUGAUCAGAGGGGAGAUGAGUUAUUACGAUCAGCACCAGCCGCCAGUUAGUGUUCCUCCACAGCAAGGGUAUUCAAAGGAUGCUUAUCCACCACCUGGAUACCCUGUUCAGGGAUAUCCACAAGGGUAUCCUCCUCAAGGGUAUGCUCCACAGUAUGCUGCUCCUCCUCCUAGGCAAGAAACUGGUUUCCUUGAAGGAUGCUUAGCAGCACUCUGUUGCUGUUGCCUCUUGGAUGCUUGCUUCUGAUCAGGACUUAAAAGGAGUGUUGUGGUCAUUUGUUCAUUAAUUCCUCUGGUUUAGGUCAUGACAUUGUCUAUCGUUGUCGGUGAUUGUUUCAAACUCGCUUUGGAGCUGGCUACCGUGACAUGUUCGUGGAUGAUUUCGUGGAGUAACUAUAACGUUGUGAUUUGUCUUUUGGUAGAAAAACUUGUUAUUUGAUCAAAUAGAAGACGGAUCAUCUUUAAUUUGUACCCCAUUUCACA